CUCUCUUUUUCCCCAACUUUUACCCCCAAUAAUAAAUAAUAAUAAUAAUCCAUGCCCUUUAUUGUUCAUCAAGUCCCAUCUCCUUCUCUACCAUUGCAAACACAACACACACACAGCCAUCUAAUUAAAUCCCUCUCCCAAAAAAAAAAAAAAAAAAACCUCCUCUUUUAUGGGGGCUUCCUUUGCCAAGGACUCCGCUAAUUUCUCUUCCUCUUCUACCUCUUCUUUCGAAGAUAUACCGGAAAAUUGUAUUUCCAUUAUCUUCAUGUAUUUGGAUCCUCCCGAGAUCUGCAAUCUCGCCUCUCUUAAUCGCGCCUUUCGUGCUGCUUCUUUGGCUGAUUUCAUUUGGGAAUCCAAACUCCCUUCCAAUUACAACUUCUUACUUCGUCGAGUUCUUCAUCCUCUAUUGAGUCAACCUAAGAAAGAGAUCUUCGCUAGGCUCACUCGCCCCUAUCUCUUCGAUCAUGCUACUAAGGAGGUUUGGUUGGAUAAAAGUUCUGGAAAUAAUUUCAUUUCGAUUUCAUCAAAGGCUUUGAAGAUUACAGGGAUUGAUGAUAGAAGAUAUUGGAAUUAUAUUCAAACUGAUGAAUCAAGGUUUGGGUCAGUGGCAUAUUUGAAACAAAUUUGGUGGGUUGAAAUAGGAGGAGAAUUGGAGUUUGAGUUGCCUAAAGGAAAUUACAGUGUAUAUUUCAGGCUUCAAUUGGGAAAACCUUCCAAGAAAUUUGGAAGAAGAUUUGUAGAUAUUGAUCAAGUUCAUGGUUGGGAACUUAAGCCAGUGAGAUUUGAAGUCUCAAUUUCCAAUAAUGCCCAAAAAGCUUCAUCUGAAUGCUAUUUAAACCAAUUUGGGAAAUGGGUUUUGUAUAAAGUGGGAGAUUUUAGUAUUGAAACCCAUAAUUUUGUAGCCCAAAUCAAAUUCUCAAUGAUUCAAAUUGAUUGUACUCAUACUAAAGGUGGCCUUUCUGUGGACUCUGUCUUCAUUUGUCCCAAUGAUUUUAAGCCCACCUUCAAAUGAUCAUCACUCUAGGGAUUAUAACUAAUGUCGGUGGAGGAGAGAGGGGGCGCAGAUCUCUGUUUUGGAUAUAAUUUUUGGCUGAGAUUUGUUUUUGUUUUGGUUCAAUUUUGUUUAGGAUUGUGAAAUUGUUGUUAUUAUGAGAUUGGUGUACAGAAAUUCUUGGUGAAAAGAAUAAUGAAAUGGAAAAGAUGUUCUUUGUGUA
Molecule: messenger RNA, 1214 nt
Organism: Benincasa hispida (wax gourd)
Lineage: Eukaryota; Viridiplantae; Streptophyta; Magnoliopsida; Cucurbitales; Cucurbitaceae
Product: F-box protein PP2-A14
Molecular function (GO): protein binding
Source: RefSeq, a predicted model, not a curated record